Molecule: messenger RNA, 2722 nt
Organism: Triplophysa rosa
Lineage: Eukaryota; Metazoa; Chordata; Actinopteri; Cypriniformes; Nemacheilidae
Gene: ttc12
Product: tetratricopeptide repeat domain 12
Exons: 20
Coding region: 110-2323 (737 amino acids)
Molecular function (GO): protein binding
Source: RefSeq, a predicted model, not a curated record
CUCAAACCUCUCGGCUGCUGUUGCUAUGGUUACGCGUUCACAAGUCUAAACAAGACUUCCGUGUUUCUUCAAGUACAUUCUCCGUAACUUUUUCUGUUGGUUUAUCAGCAUGACUUUACAAGACAGCAACGAUUUCGAAAGGUUUUUGAGGAAUGUUGACCAAAUAAAUGAGCUGGUGAAGGGGUUAAAAUCCAGCGAUGUGUCUUGUCAGGAGGAAGCUUUGGAAAAAGCAGAUCAAUUAAUCGCCUCUCUGGAACUGAAGGAAGCAUGUAAAACCAAAAUCAAUAAGAAUGUUAUAAACACAAAUCCCUCAUCUGAAAUUAGGCCACUGAGCAUCCAGGAUGACUCGAGCCAAAAUCCAGAGAACUUCAUGAGACUAUUAGAAAAAGAUGCUGAGGAGAGACGACACAGACGGAAGAUGAACGAGGACAAGGCUGACGCGUUAAGGGAAAAGGGGAAUGUAGCGUUCGCUCGAGGUGACUACGAAACAGCUGUUAGGUUUUACAGCGAAGGAUUGGACCAGCUGCGAGACGUGCAGACGCUCUACACAAACAGAGCUCAGGCCUUUAUCAAACUGAAGAGAUAUAAGGAUGCCAUAAGUGACUGCGAGUGGGCUUUGAGGUGCAAUGGAAGAUGUGUUAAAGCAUACGUACACAUGGGAAAAUCAUACUUGGCGCUCAAAAACUUCUCAGAGUCUAGAAUAUGCUAUCAAAAGAUUUUAGAGAUAGAGCCACAGCGUGAGACCAUGGUCAAAGCCUAUAUGACCCAAGUGGAUACAGAAGAGAAGGCGGCUCUCCAGGAACAGGUGGCUUGGGAAGAGCUUCGAGAUGGAACAGAGCAGGCCACAGCAAUUCCAGAGCUACUGAAAAAGCUCAGCAGACCAAAUGAGAUCAAUCUUUACUACUGCGGUGGACUGGAGCUGCUCUCACGGGCUAUUAAAGACUGUACCGGGCAGACAUUAUUCAGAUUAAACAAUGGCUUCAGUGUCAUUAAUGGCAAUAACAUUGUAAGCAGCUGUCGUUCGCAGAAUUUAAAAGAACCAUGUGCGGUGGAUCUAUGCGUGUCUGUCAUCAAACUAUGGAGGACAGUUUGUGAUGGAAACGAGCCAAACCAGCUGAUGCUAAUGGAGUGUCCUGAUGCAAGAGAAUACAUUGUCCCGCUAUUGGCAUCACCGGUACAUGUCAUACAUUGGGAAUGCUUGGAAUUGCUCAGAAUAUACUCACAGACUCGGCACGGAUGGGAUUUGGUCAUCAACAACCUGGAUUUAUAUCGAACGGCAGAGGCCCUGAUGGGCCGCAUUCACCGGGAUACAAGCUCAGCCUCUGCGCUGGCUGUUCUAGAGAGCUUGGCUGCAGAAAACAAAUUUAAAAUUCAGUCGAGGGAAAACUUCAUAGCAAUAUUUGUCCUUCCUUUCGAGCAUCUGCUGGUGAUGUAUUACGUGUCUCAAAGCAUCAAUGGCUUCAAAAAUGAUCCACAUUUUUGGCAAGUGCUGUUUUUCCCACGCUUACUUAAAACUGUUUAUUUUCAGUCAAACAUUGGGACGACCAACCACGAGACGCUAGCCUCCUUAAUCUCCGUGAUCGGACGCUUGGCUCUGGAUGAUGUCAUUGGAGUAAAGCUGGCCAAUCGUUCCGAAUUUUGGAGAUGCUCUCUCCAAGCCACGGAGCGCCAGGUUGGCUGUGAAUGGAGAAGUGUCCUUUAUCCCCUCCUGGGUUUGAUGAUAAACGUAGCCUCACAUCCUUGUCAAGUGACCCAGGAACAUGCUGUUUUGGCCAGCAGCAGGUGCUUGGAACUGUUGAGCGAUUCCCAAGGAGGCAUCAUCACAAGAGCGGCAGGACUGCUGAGUGUUCUCCUCCCGACGUCUCGCGCCGCCACUCAGGAAGUCGUGCAGAACGGGAUAGUGAAGAGACUGCUGAAGAUUCUGAAGGUAAGAGGAGAGAUGAGCUCCAGAUAUUCCAUUAAAGCCCUGGCAGUCUGCACUGCGUCUAUCCCACAGGCCUGUGAGAAGCUGGUUAAGCUUGACAAGAGGCUGCACACCUUGAGAAAACUUCUUGGCAGUAUUGAUGAGGUGGUGGUGGGGAAUGCAGCUCUGUGUAUAGGCCAUUGCUUGGGAGCAGAUGAAGCUGCUAGUAACCUCCUGGGCACAGACUGCGUGUCACUGCUGCUACGCCAUGCUGCCGGGGACGCCAAGAGAACGGCCGUCCAGCAGAAUGCAGCCAUCACCCUUGGGAAGCUGUGCAAAGCAGAGCCCAGGCACAUGGCGAAACUCAGGGAGCUCCAUGGUUUAGAGAUCCUUCACUCCUGUGUGAGAUUAAUCACAUGAGCCUCUACCCUCGCUCGCUCGCUUCUUCAGUCGAUGACCUCAUAACUCAGGACAUGCAUGCAAACACACGCACACUCACUCACACACAGAAUGAAUGCUGCCCUUCGGUUCGCAGCUACGAUCUUAAGUGAGGUCACAAAUUACCCUCGUGCGUUAAGGCCUAUCUUGAUUAUGCAGCUGUUUUCAUUUUAAUUAGAGAGAAUCCACACUGACAUGUGACUCUGUUAUUUGCUGUUGUAGAGAACAUGUUGCCCCAGGACGAUAUUCACUGUUUCAGUUUCCCUUCAUCCUAAAUGACUCACUUGGGAAGUGUGCUCCUUUGAUUACACCGCUCUCUGUUGAUAAAUGGAUUAACGGCAGCUUUCAUGUGUUGAAUGGAAAUGAUUAAUAAAACUGCAU